This is a messenger RNA of Rhincodon typus (whale shark), 2791 nucleotides long. RefSeq lists its product as uncharacterized. The transcript has a single exon. Lineage: Eukaryota; Metazoa; Chordata; Chondrichthyes; Orectolobiformes; Rhincodontidae. The record is from RefSeq and is a predicted model, not a curated record. Gene Ontology annotation, molecular function: mRNA binding. Bases 1 to 852 code for a protein of 283 amino acids. Gene Ontology annotation, cellular component: cytosol.
AUGGUGAAGAUUUUCGUGGGUAACGUGCCGGGUGCGUGCUCGGCGGCCGACCUGCGCGGCCUGUUCGAGGCCUACGGCCUGGUCAACGAGUGCGACGUGCUGGGCAGCUACGCCUUCGUGCACAUGGAGAAGGAGGCGGAGGCCAAGCGGGCCAUCUCGGAGCUGCGGGGCCGGCUGCUGCGGGGCUCGCCGCUGACGGUGGAGCUGGCGACGGCGCGGCUGCGGAACGCCACCAAGCUGUACGUGGGCAACGUGGCGGAGGCGGCCACCACCCGGGAGCUGCAGGGGCUCUUCGAGCGCCACGGCCGGGUGGUCGAGUGCGACAUCGUCAAGAACUACGCGUUCGUGCACAUGGAGAAGGAGCGGCAGGCGCUGGACGCCAUCCGCGCCCUCAGCGGCACCGAGCUGGCCGGCCAGCGCAUCUACGUGCAGCUCUCCAAAUCCAACCCGGUGCGGGGGCCUGCCGCGGCGGCCGGCAUCCCGCCCGGCCCUUUCCUGCCCCCAGCAGAGGCGGGGUCCCCUUUCCUGUUACCUCCGCCCCCACCCCCGGGUUUCCCGACCCGCCGCCUCCCUUACCCCCCACCGCCGCCCCCUCACCAUCCCCUGGCCCCCCGCUACUACCGUUACGACCCUUACGGCCGCCGCCUCUUGCCACCUCCUCUCCCUCCUUUGCCCCCCCUGCCCCCUCCUCCUCCUCCCCCUCCGCCCUACGCCCGGGACCCCCGCCGUGCCUUGCCCCCACCCCCACCCCCUCUGCCUCCCCCUCCUUACCUGAGGGGUGCCCAUCUCCGCUGUGGCCAGCACGAUGGUCACCUCAGCAACGGCUAUGGUAGCAAAAUUUGGGGCUAUUGAUUCAUAUUGUUUCAUUCCUGGGGAUGGGGGGGAUGUGCUGAGGGUAGGGAGUAGGAUGAGGGAUGCAGAGAGAAGAGGCAAGGGUUUGCACGUUCUCCCAGUGUCUGUGCGGGUUUCCUUUGGGUGCUCCGGUUUCCUUUCACAGUCCAAAGAUGUGCAGGCUGGGUGGAUUGGCCAUGCUAAACUGUCCAUAAUAUUCUCAGAUGUGUAGAUCUGUUACAGGGAAAGGGCACUGGGUCUGGGUGGGGUGCGCUGAGAGUCGGUGGGGACUUUUGGGCCAAAGGCCCAGUUUCAACACUGUAGGGAUUCUGUGAUCUAUGAAGGGGGAACUAGUGUACUGUAAAACCAGGGAGGGUACCGGAGGACCAUUGGGCUUCAAUGGUGAUGUUCACUAUGACAUCUAUUUGUUCCCCCCAAAUCAUGUCAGGGUGAACUGUUACCAUCCAGGGUGUGGGUGUCUAACACACUCUGGGAGUGUCUAAGGCCUGGAUGUUGCAAGCCUGCUCUACAGAUAUCGAUGAACCCAAUUACUGGAACAGUUCUCUCACUCGUCAGGACUGACAUUAGGAGGCAAAUUGACAAUGACUUUUGUAAGAGAUGGAGUACAGGCUGUGCUUGGGCAAUCCAUGCCGCAAAAGACUUCUGAGAUUUGGCAGCACUUGCUGAACAAUCCUAAAUGCACUUGUUGCACUUGAAAGUAGUGUGUGCCGGGGCCUGUUCUGUACAAGCAGAACUUCACGCUUCAAGCCUUUUGAAUUAUCCAGCACCAUGGUGUAGUUCUCUUCUGUUGGUUUCUCCAUGGCAGUUGGCUAUUUUGCCAGCAAAUUAGCAGCCCUUUCUCUUGCAGUAUAUAUUGUGAAAUUUGGCAUUCUUGUGUUUUGUCCUGAUGAGUGUUUGGCAGAAUGCUUAGCAAUAUCUCGAUCUUCAAUAGUAGCAUUGCUUGCUCCUCUCUUUCUCCCCCAUUCACCACCGUCAAUGCCCUCUGUCAGUCUGCUUUGGGUGCUAUGUAAAAGUUGUCCCCAUCUUAGUGCGUUUUUAAAAGGGGUGAAUCCUUUCAUUAAUGGUGGCAUCUGACCUGGCACUUGGCUCUGCAAAGCGAGCCGGAAUGCCUGUAUUUGAAAAUUUUAAUCUUCUUUAUCUCUCUUUUUUUUUCUUGUUUCAAGAGACGCUGCAGUUGCGGAUGGGCAACGGAAGACGUGGGCUGCGGAAGAUUGACUUUUUGCCACAAACCCACCCCCUUGCCCCCUCCCCUGGUGACAGCGCACAUCUGUCAGAUUAGGACAUGGACUGGGGCAAGGGGGUUUGGAAGUGGGGUGCUUGAGGUGAAGUUGCAAUGUAGCUGGGGGUGCCCAGAGCCCUGUUGCCAGUUUGCAGCGGCCCCAUAUUUUGCAUCUGUCUCUAGUUUGUGUUCCUCUGCUCCUUUCUGCUCUUUUUUUCCCCCCCCGCCCCAAAUCCAGCUCGCCGGGGGUUGACCGAAACAGUCCGCACUUGGGUCGGCGCUAGUAACUGAAGCCUCGUCCGUAUAAAAGUUAACCGGGUUUGGACUGGCAUCGGAGGGGGUGAAAGUGUGACCGAGCCCAGAUUGGCUGCCGAAUGGCUGUUCCGUCUUUAAAAGGACCGCCGCUGUAGAUUUGCUUUGCCAGUAACGUGUGAACUGUAACCUGUUGCUUUGUCUAUCGCAGUGGGUUGGGGGUUGGGUGUGGGUGGGUGGCAGAGAAACGGACGCGCUCAGUUUGAUGUGUAGAAUGUCGGAAAGCAAACCAUUUUGUAACGUGCCGACAAGUUGUAAUUGCUUUUGCUUUUAUUCGGACGUCACGUUCUUUUUUUUUACAAAACACCUAAAUCGGCUAGCAGACGAAGACGGUGUAGAAACCAAUGUAAUCGCCUCUGUACUUGUCGUUUCCUAUUCGACCUUGUGUGAAUAAAAUUUGUGACGGCU